Molecule: messenger RNA, 615 nt
Organism: Nematocida minor
Lineage: Eukaryota; Fungi; Microsporidia
Product: 6-phosphogluconolactonase
Exons: 1
Coding region: 1-615 (204 amino acids)
Biological process (GO): carbohydrate metabolic process
Source: RefSeq, a predicted model, not a curated record
AUGAAAACAAAGUUGUCUGUAAGCAGUCUCGAAACAAUAGUGUAUGAAGAGCUGCUCAAGUACAAUGAAAAGCCGCUUACUCUGAUGAUAUCAGGAGGGUCGAUACUUCGAAUACUCGAAUGCGCCACAGUUGCGCAGCUUAACAAAAGAGAAUGGACAGUUUUCUUCGCAGACGAAAGACUCGUUCCUCUGACAGACCCUCAGAGCAACUACAAAGACGCAGAGCUCUUCCUGCAGGGUGUAGGCGCAGUCCACCCGUACAAUACUUCGAUACCGCAGGAUGAGAUGGUGAGCGAGUACAAAGAGCUUCUCCAAAAUGCAAAAGUGGAUUUGGCUUUCCUUGGGAUAGGAGAUGACGGACACAUUGCAUCGAUAUUCCCAGAAUCACCAAUAAUCGACUCUAAUGACAUUGUAACAAUCAUCACAGACUCGCCAAAGCCUCCAGCAGAAAGAGUGACUGUAACCCCAAGGCUUCUUACGAUGAUAAAGAGAAUAGUAUUCCUCGUUCCAAGGCUCGCCAAUGGCCUCCUGAAGAGCGUGACAGAGCCGCACUUCUCCAUUCUCUCCCGGGUGAAUACGGACAUAGUAAUAGCAACUAUAGACCCGCUCUCAUAG